AUAAACACAGAGUAACAGAGAGGUUCUCAUCACAGAGCAGACAUAGUCUUGUCACACAGCAGAGCUUAACAUCAGGGGAAGACAGACAGACCGAGGAAACCUUUACAGAGAUUCACAAACAGACAUAAUCUACAUUUCACACAUACAUUUCUUCUGUUCUCUGGAAGAGAUCUUCACUCAGUGUUAGUCCAGACACCUCCGUAAAGCUCAGGUUAUCAGUGACCCAUCAUGGUGUCUACCAUGGACAGUGCCAAGAUCCUCUUCUCUGUUCUGUUCCUCUGCGUCUGCUACCAGGUGACUCAGGGCCAGAUGGUGAUGGACUGCUGUCUGGAGGUCAGUAAAAAAGAGAUCCCACAACGCGUUGUCACGGGUUACCAGCCUCAGGUUAGGGGUCAAGGCUGCUCCAUUGACGCCGUGGUCUUCCACACCAGAAAGGGACAUAAGCUGUGUGCCCCUACUGGCCCUGCCUGGGUUACUAACCUGAUUAAACACUUGGACAAGCCGACCAAGAUGUGCCACAACACCAACUUCAAGGGUAAACGCUGUAGGAAGGUGAAGCCCAAGCAUUCCUAAAGUCCCAAUUGGACCCCGUCCCUCCACCCUCACCACCACCUCCACCCCCCUUCUCCUGGUCCAUAGAACAAUGAAAGGACAUUCCAAGUGUGUGGGGGGGACAGGGGUGGGAGAAGUAAAAAAAAAAAAAUGAAUGGAAAAAUGUGAUUCCUCCUUCCACUAGUGCACUUUUUCAGUUUCCUUCCAUCUUCGGUUUUUAUCCAGCAUGCCAUGUUGUUUCCUUCUGUCUUCAGUUUUUACCCAGCAGACCAUGUUGUUUCUCAGUGGCACAUUCAUGUACUAUAUAUAUUUUUUUUAAGUGACAAAAUGAUAAAUAACAGUCCAGAAAGAGUAAAUUAGCUUUGACCCCACAUGGGAACCUUAAAGCUACAGUCUGGGAUUUCAAAAGUAAUAAAACAACUAUUUUAUUAACAUGUAUAUAAUCAGGGGAGCCCCAUUGAGACCAGGGACUCAUUUUCAAUGGUGCCUUUAGAUCACAAAGCUACAACAUAAUGUGUUUAGCUAGCUGAUAUGUGAAAUACCUAUCCAGGCAUGGUCAGGUUUCAGCAACGCCUGGGCUGAGGAGAGUGCCCUAUAGCUUAAAGGUCAUAAGUCAGGGGUUAAAGGUCAGGGGUCAAAACAUACUAGCAGCUGGUUCAAACACCCAUCUUUAAAUUAAACUCAGAGACAAUCAAACAUUUUCUACCUUUUUGUGAACUUUGCAUUUAAUAAAUAUAUAUUUUCAUUGAUCUUUUUAAUGACUGUCAAAUCAA
Salmo salar (Atlantic salmon) is the source of this 1325-nucleotide messenger RNA. Its product is annotated as C-C motif chemokine 20. NCBI's taxonomy places the organism in Eukaryota, Metazoa, Chordata, Actinopteri, Salmoniformes, Salmonidae. Gene Ontology annotation, molecular function: chemokine activity. The record is from RefSeq and is a predicted model, not a curated record. Gene Ontology annotation, biological process: immune response. Gene Ontology annotation, cellular component: extracellular region.